AUGAAGCUCUUCGUAAACUACCGCAAGAAAGACCAUCCUCCCCUUCGCGUUGGCAAAUUCGGUGUCAUCAACUACGGCUUGGGCCCUGAGGCCUUGGCUCCUAGCUCUCUCAAUCCCGAAAAUGUUGCCGUAGCCCGAGGUGAAUCAUCACGCGACCUCCUCAAGAAUCUCCGCUUCGUCAACGCCAAAGACAAAGACCCUGGUGCUCCCCGACUUACCUUGACGCUCGGUCUAAAUGUCGCCAAUCUUGUGGUUGUAUUCAUCGGUACUUUGGACGAACUUCUGCAUAAGGGGGAGUUUGCGCUGAAGGCCAAGGUCCACGGGCUGGAUUGGUCUACGACUUCGCUUUCGGAGCAAAAACUGGAGAUUGGCAAGGCUGGUGUUAAGAUUAAGGACUCGGAUAUGAAGGAGGUUGCAAAGACGGACGAGCCUCGUAUCAAAGGAGAAAAUAAAGAGAUGAAGGAGUUUGGUACAAGGGAACCUGAUCUCAUGAUCAAAGGCGAGGAUACCAAGAAGGGUGACGGGGGUUGGACACUCAGAGCUUUACAUGUAGAAUGGCAACACGGGAACACAUAUCAAAAGGAAGUUCCACAGUUCGGAAAUCAUAAAGUGAAUCUCCUGAUACAUUUGGGGCACUGA
This is a messenger RNA of Hyaloscypha bicolor E, 639 nucleotides long. RefSeq lists its product as uncharacterized. The transcript has 4 exons. The coding region runs from base 1 to 639 and encodes 212 amino acids. The record is from RefSeq and is a predicted model, not a curated record. NCBI's taxonomy places the organism in Eukaryota, Fungi, Ascomycota, Leotiomycetes, Helotiales, Hyaloscyphaceae.